GUUCCCCUUCAAAACCAAAACGCUCCCCGAAAAUUCUUUUUAUCUUCCCAUUUUUAUCGAGAAAAUAUGGAGAACUCAACCCAGGAAUCUCACCUCCGAUCAGAUACUUCCAUCACCUAUGAAUCUCCAUACCCUCUUUACGCCAUGGCCUUCUCCUCCUCCCCUUCCACCCACCACAAUCACCAUCGUAUCACCGUCGGCAGCUUCAUUGAAGACUACAACAACCGUAUCGACAUUCUUUCCUUCGACCUUGAAACCCAGCUAAUUGCUCAUGAUAAGGAGGUUUACGACAUUGCUUGGGGCGAAGUAAGGGUUUUUGCUUCGGUUUCUGCAGAUGGGUCGGUGAGAAUUUUCGACUUGAGGAAUAAGGAACACUCCACCAUCAGCUACGAGAGUCCCCAGCCUGAUACGCCUUUGCUCAGAUUAGCUUGGAAUAAGCAAGAUUUGAGGUAUAUGGCUACUAUUUUGAAAGAUAAAAAAAAAACCUAA
Molecule: messenger RNA, 489 nt
Organism: Manihot esculenta (cassava)
Lineage: Eukaryota; Viridiplantae; Streptophyta; Magnoliopsida; Malpighiales; Euphorbiaceae
Product: protein TRANSPARENT TESTA GLABRA 1-like
Exons: 1
Coding region: 67-489 (140 amino acids)
Cellular component (GO): nucleus
Molecular function (GO): protein binding
Source: RefSeq, a predicted model, not a curated record